Messenger RNA from Dermatophagoides pteronyssinus (European house dust mite), 2985 nucleotides. RefSeq lists its product as uncharacterized. Gene Ontology annotation, biological process: regulation of transcription by RNA polymerase II. Gene Ontology annotation, cellular component: RNA polymerase II transcription regulator complex. Gene Ontology annotation, molecular function: RNA polymerase II cis-regulatory region sequence-specific DNA binding; protein dimerization activity; DNA-binding transcription factor activity, RNA polymerase II-specific. The record is from RefSeq and is a predicted model, not a curated record. NCBI's taxonomy places the organism in Eukaryota, Metazoa, Arthropoda, Arachnida, Sarcoptiformes, Pyroglyphidae.
AACUUGGAAUGGUGUGUGUGCGGUUGUUAAAAAAAAAAAAAAAUAGCGAAAUUCGGUAAAUGGUGAGCGGCGCGAGAAGUGCCCAGUUUGAUAAUCAAUUCUAUUAAAACGAACAUCUUAUUUUGAUUUUUUUUAAUAUUUUGCUAUUGGAAUUUCUGCGAAAAAAAGGGGAUUUAUAUUUUGAACAAGAAUCAUGGACGAUAGCCAAAUGUGUGAUAAUGAUGAUAAUAAAGAACUAAUUGUAGACGAAUCAUUAUUAAUCAAUAUUGGUGAUGAUGAUGAUGAUGAUGAUAAUGAUAAUGAUGUACCAUCAACAACAGUUGUUCAAACACAAUCAUCGAUUGAACCAUUGUCAAUUGUUGAAACCGAAUCAUCAUCAUUAUUAACGAAUGUCAUGAAUAUUAUUGAAAACAAUGAUCAAUCUAACGAAAUCAAACAAAUCGAAACAGUUCCAGUAUUAACUGAAUUACAGCCAAAUGAAGAACUUAAAACCGAACAAUCGCCCAUCUCAACGGAUAAUGUUGCUGUAAGUUGGGAAAAAACACACCAAAUUGAACAACAAGAUCCAUGUACAACAAACCAAAUAGAUACUAACAGAGAACAGAACAAUCAAAUAUCCGGAUCAAUAGAUAAUAUGGUUCAUGAACCAGAAAUUAGCAUCAAUCUUGAGAUGGAUGCUUCCAAUAAUAAACAGUUUGAUGAAUAUGAGAAUAAACCAUCGAAUAUCUUUAUUCCAACCAUUCAGUUGGAUUCCAGCGAUGAUAAUGUGGCCGAUACGAGUGAUGUACAAAUAAUUUCUGAGCCAGAUCAGCAACAAUCCGAACAACAAUCAACGCUAGCUCUAUCUACAUCAUUCAUAUCGGUAUCGAGUACUGGUUCAUCAUCACCGAUUAUAUCGCCUACAUUGCCAAAUACUAAUCAGAAUAAUGGUCAACAAUCAAUUCUGAUGUUACCACCUCAACGAGCAUUUUUAAACAUAAAAAAAGAUAUGCAAAAUUUCCCGGUUGUCGAUCUUGAUCAACGCUCGUCAUAUUCAGACACAAACAAUGGAUGUGGUCUAGCAACGACCAGACAUGAAAAAUCAUUAGGUCUAUUGACCACUCGUUUUGUUACGCUGUUGCAAGAAUCAAAGAAUGGUGUACUUGAUUUAAAAUCGGCUGCUGAUCUACUUGAAGUACGACAAAAACGUCGAAUCUACGAUAUCACGAAUGUUUUGGAAGGUAUCGGUUUGAUCGAAAAGAAAUCAAAGAAUUCGAUUCAAUGGCUUGGUGGUGGACCUGGUUGCAAUGCACGAGAAGUAACAGAACGUCUUUUGUCACUUAAAGAUGAACUCAUCGAAUUGGACAUCAAAGAAAUGGAACUUGAUGAACAUCUAAGUUGGUCGAAACAAUCAUUGAUAAACAUUGUGGAUGAGCAACAAUAUUCGAAUCACAAACGUUAUAUGUACUGUACACAUGAUGAAUUGUGUCGAAUGUUUGGAAAAGAUUGUAAUUUGAUGGUCAUACAGGCACCAUCCGGUGCCAAGAUGCGUAUCGAAACAAUGGAUCGAUCUGACCAACGAAACGAUGAUCAGGUCAACGAUGAUAAUAGUUCCCAGGCUGAACAUAUAUCCAGUCUUAAUCAACUUGGAUUGGAGAACAUUCAUGAUUAUAGUGAGUAUCAAAAAUCUUUGCGUCAGAUUCAGAUGCUUCGUAAACGUGGUUCAUGCAAUCAAAUUCAUUUAAAAUCCGAGAAUGGACCAGCUCAUGUCAUGAUUGUCAAUCAGAAAUUCGAUGAUGAUUUUGAUGAUGUUGAUGAUGACGAUAAUAAGGAUGAAUUUGAUCAACAUCAUGAACAUGGAAAUUCUAUUCCAGCAUAUAAACGAAAAAAAUACGCGCAUCUCAAACGGCUUAUUGAAUCACAAAGAAUUGAAGCUCAACGUAAUCAACCGAUUGUGCAUGAAAAAGAUCGGUUGGUUUUGGAACAAAAAAUACUUGAAGAGACUGGUAUGACAAUGGAUGAGGUAAAUAAGCCUGAAGAUGUGUCAUCAAAUAACAAGAUCAUAAGCAAUAGCAAAACGAAAGCAACACGAAAAGGUUCAAAUCGAACGUCUAAACAACAGGAAGCUGCAAAGAACCGAAGAAAAAAAGAAAAAGAAUCGGCACCAGUACUACCAUCUCGACAUCUAUCGCCUCGUCGAGCAGCUCAACAUCAUCUUUUCUGUCCAACUGCUCGAACCACAUCAUCCAGCAAAUUCACACAGGAAUCAUCGAUAACAACUCGAGCUGGCCGAAAAGAUCGCAAAAAUAGUAGCAGUAAUUCGAUGACUGAUAUUAAUCAACAAUCCGAUGAUUCACAGUCCAAAGACUCGAAAGAUCUCAAUAAUAUGAAUGAUGAAAUCAAAACCAAGGAAACAGCAGAAAAUAUCGAUGAACAAAUGGAAUUCGAAAUGGAACAAGAUGAAAACAAUGCUCAACAUUCACAAUCUCAAAGCAUUUUAACGCCGUCAAGUGGAUCGGUUUAUGCAACGAAAAGUUCGCCAAAAGCCAUUAAAUCCUCAUCAUCAUCAUCAUCAUCAUCAUCCAAUAUUACUGCGUCGACAUCAUACUCGUUGGUUACUGAAAUAAAAGAUGAAGUCCUAUCACUCCCAAAAACGUCUGAAUGUCGAAAUAGAGAUGAAGAUUCAACCGAAUCUGAAACAACCUCAAUAGUUGAUCAACCAGAAGAGAUAACAAUAAUGGCCACUACUAGACAACCGUUUUCUCAAGUACAAAUCAAAGUUGAUAUCGAUGAUUUAGUCAUACCGGAUUGUCAUUUACCAUUUCUUCGUUUAUCUCCACCAGCAUCGAAUCAUGAUUAUCAUUUCGAUUUGGCCAGCAAUGAAGGCAUUCUGGAUCUGUUUCUUUGCGAUUAAAUCGUGAUUCGCUUUCGUUUGCUUCCUAUUAUCAUAUGAAUUUGAUAUUUUACUUUAAUGAAUUUAUUAUUUAUCCGAUUAAUUAUAUGAUA